Pseudo-nitzschia multistriata is the source of this 1937-nucleotide messenger RNA. Lineage: Eukaryota; Bacillariophyta; Bacillariophyceae; Bacillariales; Bacillariaceae. The record is from the annotation of a GenBank genome assembly.
CAUCGAAAAGACAUUCUACUCGUGCGGAGGUGGAAGUACGACGUGCACGUACAGUAUUCGAAGAAACUUCCAGAAAAACACAAUUCGUGUCAAAAACAAUCGAACGAAACCAUGAUUCUCCCUUCGACUCAAACCAAACUCUUCUCAAGUAAGAUGGACUUGCCAGGAAAACCCCUUCGUCCGCUGAAGAAACGGCGAAUCACUACCGUUGAUCCUCCUGAUGAUCUUAUUGGUGUAGAUGAGGUGCAGGGAAGAACAAGAAAUACGAAAACGGUCAAAAGAAGAAAGACAGGCGCUGUAACCCCGUCGCCCCCAUCAUCGCCAAUCCGAAUGAAAAAAUCAGUCAGGUGGGGUGAUCGAAAAACGRUCUUGUCAAGCUUCAAUCCAGGCGACUUGUGGUAUACGGUAAGUCCGCAGGUUUAGUGUCAGGAACUCUAUCGCGAUCAAUGAGUUAAUAUGGCGGUCUUAUUGGAGAUAUACGCAUGAGUCGAUGACUUGAGAUCUCAAAUGAUUGCCUUACAUUUUCAAAAACCUGCUUCGUUACAUUAAUUGAAAAAAUAAAACGAAAGGCGGASAAUUACAAUGCGUUCAUGUUGGAUCGAAUCAGCUCAAUCGAAGCACAUCGGAGCACAAAUCAUUCUCGCACCAUUCUCACCAACGAUGAUAACAACAGUUUCAGUCGUAAACACUGCAUUCGAGGGUUGGAGGCGUUUCAAGAAAAUGACUCAAAUAAAAUUUACAAUUCGAGAAAAAARCUUCAUUAUUCGACCAUCUUCACGGAACAAGCCCGACAGAAGAUGAUGGGAAUCAAUAAACCAGAACGAUACCGCUCUCUAGUAGCACUCCGGAGUGAUAUGGCACUUCGUCGAGCCCAAGAGCUCGCUGCACAUGACGAGCGCGAGGUCUAUGCCUUUCGAACACGUUCUUCGAUGUCUCAAUAUAGCUCUGUGGAUAACCCCAGUAAUCUUCGUCGCAUACGAAUGCAAGAACUCAAAUCCAUUCCUAAUGACCGAUCGGCCUUGUCUGACUUGACUCGACAGGAAUAUCUCAACAGCAACGGAAGAUCUACUCUGGAGAACGGAGUCGGCUCCAUAAAAACAAGACACAAUUUCUCUCCGAUAGAUAUAAYUGGAUCUUGCGAUUCCUCCGUCAUUUCUGUUUCUACAGCAUCGAGUAUAAAAUCUAUGGAAUCAGAAAGCAGUGCCGAUUCUCUAUUUUCAGAAAAAAUUCUAGAACUCCAGCAGCGAAAUGCUCGUCGAUUGAUGGAAAUAUAUUAUCCAAACAGAUAUCAGACAGGAGAGGAUGAUGUGAAAAAACUGUUUCGAUUUUCAAAUCGACAGCGUGUGGUGGGUGUCGACAUUCCUAGCGGCACCAGAUGCAAUCCCAUCAGAGSAGCACCCAGCACUUUCGCUAAGAGUACUGUCGGUGUGAAURCGCCGUUUCGCAGCAAUGCUAURACCGUAGGAGACACUUCCAAUGAAAUURCAUCGUCUGCGAAGAUAAUCAUGAUGGAGAUGCAACGCCGAAGGCGAUUUCAAGAGAAUUUUCAACAACAACUUCAGGAGGUUCAUGAAUUGACCAAUACACGACCGAUAUUUAUCAACCAUGGUAGCGCAGAGUCGAAUGUUACUCGCAAUCACCAACUGACGACUUYAUUCUUUGAAUCCUCAACAAUUCCAGCAACGCCAGCAAGCAACUUGUGGUAAAAUGUAAAAUCCAUUCAGAUAUCMUGAGCUGUGUCAACAYUAGAAACCAAUGAUACUUCACAAGCUAGCAAGUAUCUACUUCCUUAUAACGCUAUAUUAUACCUGUAGGUGCAAAAUGCUACUAACCUAGAAUAUGAAUCAAACCAUGAAUUGCGUUUUCAUAGAAAACGAUACUAAUUACUUCUAGUUAUUUGGGAUCUUUUCACACCGUAAUCAAAUGCUAGGUUGUUA